UUCAGAUAAGCAUCGCUACUGAGCAUGCGCUCUGAGUGUAGAGCCGUUAGACAUUGUGAAAGGCUAUGCGGUCACUAAAUAGACACCAAGACAACGGGAGCUGAAGGUGUAGCGUCCGUAGACGGGCACUUCUAGUCACAGACGCCCAGCUAUGGAUUUAGCUAAACGGAGGGUAGAACCCCAGCAUAAGACAGAACUGUCCCAACCGCUUUACAGACUUGGCAACAGUUGAAUGAACCUCCCAUCUCGCGAGGCCAGCGAACAGGGGGAGGGGGGUCGCCGGAUAUCCCGUUCUAUCUCGCGACAGAAGGUGUUCCCUGCUUGGCUUGUGCGUUUGCGGUGCAUCUGUUGCUUGAGAAGAAAAUGGCGGAUGGGGUCGGAAACGGCGAUGAUUUGGAUCUGCCGGUGGGGAAGGAAGCAGUUGAUCGCCUCAUCCGGGAGAACAGUGACAUCUUCUCUGAGACCCAGUGUAAAGUGUGUAGUGCAGCUCUGAUUUCAGAAUCUCAAAAGCUUGCUCAUUACCAGAGCAAGAAACAUGCAAACAAAGUGCGUCGCUACAAGGCAGGUAACCAGUGGGAUGACCCUACGCCGCCGAAAAGGAUGAAAACGACCUUUAAGGUGCAGGACUCUGACAGUGAAGACAGCAGGAAUAAGGUCUGCUCGAUAUGCAAUAUGACAUUUACUUCGGCUGUAGUUGCGCAGUCCCACUAUUUAGGGAAAACUCAUGCCAAGAAUUUAAAGAUCCAGAUGCAGGGAGGCGUAGCUGAAGUUGACCCCCCAGUUAAGAAGCCUGUAAAAACACCAGUCCAGGGUCCAAAGGUUGAUGAUAAAGUGGAUGAAAAUGACCCUGAAAAAUUCUGUAAGCUAUGCAAAGCCACUUUCAACAACCCACUUAUGUCUCAACAACAUUACAUGGGCAAGAAACACAAGAAGCAGGAGACAAAGACCCAACUCAUGACUAUAUACACCAUUGGAAACUCGUUGCCACAGACUGCAGACAUCAAACCUGCAAUUCCAGGCUCUGUGACAGCUGGGAAGGGAUACUCCUGUGAUAUCUGCCGUGUUGUUUUGAACUCUAUAGAGCAGUACCAAGCUCACAUUAGUGGCUCCAAACACAAGAACCAAUUAAAUACUAUGGUGACUACAGAUGAAGGUACUUUAAAUCGCAAAUCAGCUGGACAUUAUUCUGCAUCUAAAGGCUUUUCAUCCUCCAAAAGUUAUAAACCAGCUGGAGGUUAUCAGUCUUCUCUGGGAACUUCCUCAUCUAGAGAUUUUUCAUCUUCAAAUUUUACCAGUUCUGGAGGUUUUUCAUCUACUUCUAGCUAUUUGCCUUCUGGAGGGUAUUCAUCAAGUAGAGGAUUUUCCUCAACCGGAGGUUUUUCUUCAGGUGACCUGAUGUCUGCUGGGAGCUAUUCUUCGUCUGGAAGAUAUUUGGAUAGGUCUGGGACUAUGGGUGGCUUAUUGCCAUCUCCUUAUUCUUCAGUACAACACAAUCAACCAUACGUUCGUGAUAUGAUUAGACCUGAUGGCUACAACUAUUUCAAUUAAGACUUUCAGACUAGAUUCCCAGCCUUAUUUGGCUACUCCUGUUUAGUCUCAAGUCUUGUGCUGUUUCGACUUGGCCUUUUAUUAAAUCUUGUUUAGAACU
Spea bombifrons (plains spadefoot toad) is the source of this 1648-nucleotide messenger RNA. RefSeq names its product zinc finger protein 346 (gene ZNF346). The coding region runs from base 364 to 1548 and encodes 394 amino acids. The record is from RefSeq and is a predicted model, not a curated record. Lineage: Eukaryota; Metazoa; Chordata; Amphibia; Anura; Pelobatidae. Gene Ontology annotation, molecular function: double-stranded RNA binding; zinc ion binding. The transcript is spliced from 7 exons.